AAAAAGGGACUUAAAAAGCGUUAAUGAUUUGUAAAAUGGCAGUUUGCAUGUUCUGGCUUCUCACCUACGUGGGACAGGGGCUGGAUUUGGCGGUAGGCAAUCGACCCGUGAUUAUACAAGUACAAGGCACACAGGGACUUGACUAUCGUCACGGAAGCAGUAGCAUUAGAAAGAAGAGCGAACUGAGCUCGGUAGGUAACAACCUGUUGCAUCUAAAAAUAUAUCCUUCCGAUGGUCCCUACCGGGACGACCUGUCGAACUGGCUGGUCUUCAACGACGAGCCGCGUAUAUCCUCGUGGUCGCCCGCGGGUAUGCUGAUCGACGACAUUGUGAAAGAGCCGCGGGAGCUCCAGAACGUGUUCUUUGCCCUGUCACCCGCCGUGCUGAACGUUCUCUAUUCCGAGUACGUAACGUCGCAGCCACACGCCGCAACGCAACCCCACGUCGCGGAGCCCUACGUUCACGACGAUGGCAAUCAUCUGCUCGGCGGCCGGCAGGCCCAUCAGCGUCUGAAGAAGCGGCGCAUCGGAUGCCGGCAUCCGUUGAGAGGUCCGCUCAGUCUACCGAUACUGGUAUGCGACGAGGCUGGCAAGAAGGCUACCACCCUUCAGGAAUCUAGACAAUCGAAUCACGACGAUCUCUACGCGGAGCAGAGAUUUAACACUGCGACGAGUACGAAGACUGAUCUCGCGCGCGCCGAGGGCGGCACCCCGCUUAACUUACCUACGAAUGGCGGCUUCGUACCUAAGGUCUUCGCCUAUGAGACUAGCGGAAACAAACUACCCGGAAGUAAACGGAACCAGAUAACGGUCGGGCGGCGUUCGAUCGACGCGCAAGGAGAAUCCCCGGGACACCAGGCUCAAGCGUCCUCGGCGUCCUCGACGUCGUCCACUGGCGCGAGCAUCGCUUCACAGCUUAUGCUGAGAUCAAUCCGGGGAAGCAUACAAUACGACGUGCCGCAGAUCGAAUGUCCAGUCUCCGAAGAUGGAAUGGAAAGAUUUGCUUGCCCAACUGCGGAUAGAAUGGGUAGAUAUCAUUGCAUCGACGAUCAUGUCUUGUGCGACGGCUUUAUAGACUGUCCUACAGGCGAAGAUGAGGAUAGGCAAGCCUGCAUGUUUUACAAAACCACGAAAGCGCAUCUGGAUGUAUUAGCGGAUGCCAUACUACGAUGGGCGAGAGGACGCUAAUUCCUUUCUUUGUUGACGAUGAAUCUCCAAGCUGUACAUAAAACCACAAGUCUGAUACGUCUACUUCUUUAUAUAUUCAUCUCGAUAUCUUUUUCUCCUACAUUAAUCUAUUUUCCGGAAACUGUUUUCUCUCUAUGUUUGGCGCAUAGAGACGUUCAUAUUGAAAUCAAACUCAGGGGAACGCGUUAAGAACCGUCUCUCUCUCUUUCUCUCUCUCUGUCUGUCUCUCUCAUUCUCUCCUUUCUCUCUAUUUCUCGCU
Messenger RNA from Trachymyrmex cornetzi, 1446 nucleotides. It is a transcript of the gene jeb, whose product is annotated as low-density lipoprotein receptor domain-containing jelly belly protein. Gene Ontology annotation, cellular component: terminal bouton. NCBI's taxonomy places the organism in Eukaryota, Metazoa, Arthropoda, Insecta, Hymenoptera, Formicidae. The record is from RefSeq and is a predicted model, not a curated record. Gene Ontology annotation, molecular function: protein binding; transmembrane receptor protein tyrosine kinase activator activity. The coding region runs from base 24 to 1187 and encodes 387 amino acids. Gene Ontology annotation, biological process: positive regulation of MAPK cascade. The transcript has 3 exons.